ACAUAGCAGGUUGAUGAUGAGCUGCUCUAUAAAUUAACACAUCUUACAUGUCGAUCUCUUCAUGUCCUGCAGCCACUGCACGUACUGCCUGCAAGAAUGGCAUUCUCGUUCUUGCCGGAACUACUAGUCAUCUCCAUACUUAUGCUACUUGUAUUUGCAUCCUUAUAUAUCAAGUGUACCAGAUCAACGAAUUCUUUGUCGCCGCCGCUGGACUGGCCAAUAGUGGGCAUUCUCCCUGCCCUCGUCGUCAACGUCCACAGGAUCCACGAUUACAUGGCCACCGUCCUAACUUCCACGGGGAACAGCUUCAUGGCGCCUGUAGCCAGCAUUAUGCGGUUCUUCGUGACAUGCGACCCAGCCAACGUCCAGCACAUCUUCACCUCCAACCAUGCCAACUAUCCCAAGGGCGAGGACUUUGCCCAGAUCUUCGACGUCACGAGUGGCUCCCUCUUCACCGCCGACGGCGAAUCCAGCCGCCGGUUGCGUGCAAGGCACCAGAGCGUUCUGAGCAGCCCACGGCUGCUCGCCUCCAUGGCCAAGUGCUGCCGCGACAAGCUGGAGAAAGGCCUCGUGCCCUUCAUGGCCCGCGUGGCGACAACCGGUGCUCCGGUCGACAUGAAUGAUCUGGUGACGAGGCUUGUGUUCGACCUGUAUGCCACGGCGGUCUUGGGCGUGGACCCCUGUCGCCUGUCCCUCCUCGACAUGCCGCCCCUGCAAGUCGCGGACGCCAUGGACACCGUCAUGGAGGUGGGCUUCGUCCGGCACAUCGUGCCGCCGUUCUGCUGGAAGCUGAUGAGACUCCUGAUGGUUGGCCCCGAGAGGAGGCUGGCGGCUGCGCAAGGCGUGCUUCGCCGGUUCACCAUGGAGAUGGUGGAGAGGAGGAGGAAGACGGCCGGCAGCAAUAUUGGCCCGCGUCUGGAAGCGACGACGGCUUCAUCAUCCAUUGACGACGACGUUCUGUCCAACUACGUCAAUGACCCAGAGUACUACGAAAACGGCGACCAUUUGCUCCAGGCAACGCUCAUCCUCUACAUGAUCGCCGGGAGGGACACCAUCGGCACGACCUUGCCGUGGGUCUUCUACAACCUCGCCAAGAACCCACACGUGGUGUCAGGCAUUCGCAAAGAACUUGAACCCAUCGCGUCCGGCAAAGCAGCUGCCUUCCUUGCAAGCUCUUGUAUAUUUGAGCCAGAGGAGCUCAAAGCCCUGGUCUAUCUGCAAGCCGCCAUACUGGAGUCCCUCAGGCUGUACCCGCCGAUUCCAAUCGAACGUAAGACUGUGGUCAGCAGCGACGUGAUGCCGAGUGGCCAUGAGGUGCGUGCUGGCGACAUCGUCCUCGUUUCCAUCUACUCCAUGGGUAGAAUGGAAGAUCUGUGGGGCCCGGAUUGCCGGGAAUACAGGCCGGAGAGGUGGCUCUCAGAGGACGGAGGCAAGCUGCGGCACGUGCCGUCUCACAAGUUCAUGGCGUUUAACUCGGGGCCAAGGAUGUGCAUUGGCAAGGACAUCGCCAUCAGUCAGAUGAAGACCAUCGUCGCCGCUGUGGUGUGGAACUUCGACGUGGAAGCGCUGGACCGUCAGGAGGCCGUGGAGCCCAAACUGUCGUGCCUUCUGCAAAUGAAGCAGGGGCUCAAACUCAAAGUCCAGAAGCGCCAAAUGUAGUACUCCUAUAUUUGGGAUCUAGGUCGGCCAUGUUCAACUGUGGAGUCCUCUGCAAAUGAAGAAUUGGCGCAAAGCCGCGGACUAAUUGUCUGGAAGCAAGAAAUGUAAUAUCCUUUCGUUUCAAAAUAAGUGACGUGGAUUUGUAUCCACGCAUUUAUUUUAAGACGGAAGGAAUAUACAGUAGUACCAUCUUCAGAUCUAGGCGAGGCAUGCAAACAUAUACUACUAGUAUGAAUAAAAUGCAAGCGGCAAGUUCUGGUGUUUUAA
This is a messenger RNA of Brachypodium distachyon (stiff brome), 1926 nucleotides long. RefSeq names its product noroxomaritidine synthase. The transcript has a single exon. Gene Ontology annotation, molecular function: heme binding; monooxygenase activity; oxidoreductase activity, acting on paired donors, with incorporation or reduction of molecular oxygen. Bases 97 to 1659 code for a protein of 520 amino acids. The record is from RefSeq and is a predicted model, not a curated record. Lineage: Eukaryota; Viridiplantae; Streptophyta; Magnoliopsida; Poales; Poaceae.